Messenger RNA from Arachis stenosperma, 612 nucleotides. RefSeq lists its product as uncharacterized. NCBI's taxonomy places the organism in Eukaryota, Viridiplantae, Streptophyta, Magnoliopsida, Fabales, Fabaceae. The record is from RefSeq and is a predicted model, not a curated record. The coding region runs from base 1 to 612 and encodes 203 amino acids. The transcript has a single exon.
AUGGAGAGGGAACUUCGUCAAGGCGACUCAUUAUCGCCGUUUUUGUUUGUUCUGGUGGUGGAUGUGCUCAACAGAAUGAUCGGGGAGGCGGUAAGGAACGGUCAAAUAUCUCCACUUUUAGUCGGUUGGGAUGAUAUUGAGUUAUCACACUUACAAUUUGUGGAUGGCACACUAUUAUUUUGUCCGCCUGAGGAGGAGACAGUGAGAAAUUAUAAGAGACUUCUGAGGUGCUUCGAGAUUAUGUCGGGAUUGAGCAUUAACUUUGAGAAGUUUAGGUGGAUACCAGUAAAUUGCAGUCAGGAGUGGACUAGUCGGAUGUGUCAGAUGCUUGGUUGCCAGGAGGCAGCCCUACCAGUGAGGUAUCUUGGUAUUAGCCUAGGAGCAAAUCCGCGGUUAGUAAAAACUUGGAAGCCGGUGAUAGAUAAGGUGGAAGAGAAGCUCAGCUUAUGGAAAGCGAAGGUCCUAAGUAAGGCUGGAAAGCUGGUACUCAUUAAGUCUGUCAUAAAUAGCCUACCAAUUUAUUACCUGAGACUGUAUAAGAUGCCAAAUACGGUUGCACGAAGAAUUAUCUCUUUGCAGAGGAGGUUCUUCUGGGGGAAGGAUGACGGAUGA